Molecule: messenger RNA, 1770 nt
Organism: Exophiala oligosperma
Lineage: Eukaryota; Fungi; Ascomycota; Eurotiomycetes; Chaetothyriales; Herpotrichiellaceae
Exons: 4
Coding region: 1-1770 (589 amino acids)
Biological process (GO): positive regulation of transcription from RNA polymerase II promoter by galactose; DNA-templated transcription
Cellular component (GO): nucleus
Molecular function (GO): RNA polymerase II cis-regulatory region sequence-specific DNA binding; zinc ion binding; DNA-binding transcription factor activity, RNA polymerase II-specific
Source: RefSeq, a predicted model, not a curated record
AUGCAGCAGGUCUCUAACCAUGGAGCUCCGCCGGAUCUGUCACGGACUCCUGCUUCAUUGACAGAACCUAGCACAGCAGCAUUUGGCAUCUCCACCUCCCUCCGCGAUGUCGAUAGAUCGCUUUCAACCCACGACGCGACUAUUUGUGGUGACCCUGACUCGCGUGGGUUCAUCCAUGGGAUCAAGACCGCCAUAGAGACCAGAUUCGGCCUUCCUAUCCAGAAAAAGUUAGCCCCUAUUCCAUUGCUAGAUGCUCCUUUAUUCGGCGAAAACCUCAACCGCAUGCCACCAGCAAACCAGGGCUCGCUUCACCUCAUAGACAACGCUCUUCCACCACGCAAUCAUGCUGAUCAAUUGGUCGACGUAUACUGGCAAUACCUUGACCCAAUAUUUAGCAUUCUUGACAGAGAUCGCUUCUCGAGAUCCUACCAGCUCCUCUUCAGUGGUGGUGAACUUGACUGUGACGAAAAGAUCUUCAUCAGUACAAUAAAUUUCGUCUUCGCCUGGUCGAUACAGCUCCGCGAAAAGGUUCCGCCAUCUGAGAGGAUAGACGUGAGCCGAACCUUUUUCCAGCGCGGAUGGUCGCUUCUGCGCCCCGAAACUAUCAUAUGGGGCCCAGGUUCCCUCGAACUUGUCCAAUGCCUCCUGCUUCUGGGCACCUACUUAUCGUGUACCAGCAAUCUCCAUAAUGCCUACAUGACUGUAGGCUCGGCCACCCGCAUAGCUCUGAGCAUAGGUCUUAACCUCCCAUCUAAUGAUACGGCUUUGGACAGUUGCCUACGAUGGAAGGUCUGGAGACAAUGUGUAUGGCUGGAAAGGAAAUACGCGUGCGUACUUGGAAGACCAUCUCCGCCCCUGAGUCUUCCAGUCCGCGGAGUCAUUUCAACGUCUCAGGGGAACGAUCAGCUAGAUACCUUGCAGAACACUCACGAGAUCAAAAUGCUAGAGCUCACCGAAAUAUUCACCCACAUCUCCCUUUCACAGACAGCCACCAGCAACACCGUAGCACAAAGAUUGGGGUUGCCACCUCUGCUACGAAACACCGAUUUUUGGACCAUCAUGCAUAUCGACAAGUGUUUGAACAAUCUGGUCAAAGACCUGGUACCACCGCUGCGGUGUGAUGAAGACUGCGAUAUCCAACUUGCCAUCCAAGAAGGCAAACUCGACGCCCAAGGUAUCGCUCUAAAUCUCCGCGUUCUCCAUUUGCGCCUCCACCUGUUUCGGCCAACGUUCUGCCGAUUUUGUCUUCCACAAUAUCAUGCAGGCCAGACUACGACCUCAAAUCACUCUGACCUGGAGGCCCGCAUGACACAAGAUUGUGCCACUCUCUGCGUAGAAGCAUCAAAGAGAAUUGUCGAUCUAGUAUGCGAUUGCUAUAACCCGGAAGCAGAGAUUGGGAUCCUACCUUGGUGGGAUCGGGUGGUUUAUCUCUAUAUAGCGUGCCAACAUCUGCUCGCGGCCAUGCUACGGCCUGACAUCUUCAAAACAGUGGUUCCAGGGCACUGGAGAAAAGCCAUGUCCACGCUACACGCGCACGAACAACUUGGCCCCGCAGUCGCUGCAUGUAUUUCGGGCUUUGAGACUAUGUGGCAACAAAUUACCGAUAUGCAACAUCCUACAGUAGGCAGUGACGCGGGGUUGCCUUCUACUGUGUUUUCGAACACAAAUGCUCAAGAUUUUUUGCAGAGCCUGGGUUUUGAAAGCGACGAGGCAUUCCUCAAUUUUGGGUUGGAGAGCACAGAUUCCGCCAAUUUUGAAUGGAGACCCUGA